Colossoma macropomum (tambaqui) is the source of this 6173-nucleotide messenger RNA. RefSeq names its product APC membrane recruitment protein 1 (gene amer1). The record is from RefSeq and is a predicted model, not a curated record. Gene Ontology annotation, biological process: regulation of canonical Wnt signaling pathway. Gene Ontology annotation, molecular function: beta-catenin binding; phosphatidylinositol-4,5-bisphosphate binding. The transcript is spliced from 2 exons. Bases 228 to 3242 code for a protein of 1004 amino acids. Gene Ontology annotation, cellular component: plasma membrane. NCBI's taxonomy places the organism in Eukaryota, Metazoa, Chordata, Actinopteri, Characiformes, Serrasalmidae.
CGCCCGAACAAAGUGGCUCCAGACGGCGAAGCUUUUUUCCCCCCUCAGUGCUGCUCAGAUUGAUGCUAACUGGCUAACAGACCUCAUAUAAAGAGGAAUGGGGGAGUGAAGUGUGACAUGGCAAAAGAUGUGCCUGAUGGACAUGAUGCCCGCAACCUUUCACCUGCAGCUGGGGGCAGAGCUCUUGUCAUGAAUACACGACUCUAGCAGCGAUUUUGUGACUUGUCAUGGAGACUGUGGCAGAAAGUGAGCCGGCUGGUGCAGCUGGUGGGCAACCAUCAGAUUUCAUAUCCCAUGAUCCUCAGCAGCCCCAGACGCCACCGACGGGGAAGCUUAGGAAGACCGCCUUCAGAUUUUUUGGAGGUCGGAAGAGCAUCUGUAUGCUACCAAGCUUCUUUGGCGGACGUGGUAAAGGCCAAGGAAGGGGGUCCUCCAAAACUGGCGUAACCAAGAGCCAGACGUAUGACGGUGUGAGCAGAGGAUGCUGGGAGGAAAGUAUCAGGGGCAGUGGUGAUGUGACUUCAGCGGACUUUGAGUUCCACAAUCCAAAUGGCUCAUGUGAUGCACAAAAAGCGCAGGAAGGUUUCGGGAAGUCGCAGUCCCUUCCGCGACAAAGGAGAGGUCUGCGAGGUCUCUUUAGCAGCAUUAGGAGGCACAGAAAGAACAAAAACAUUGAACAAGAAAGGAACGAGACGCUUGAAAUGUCCUCGGGUGAAACAGUGCCUGGUACUCAGUCGAACCUUGGUCGUCACAGCGAUGAUAGCGACAGUCGUCUGGGCGAGGUGUCGGAGCCAGAUGUGCCUACUGCAGUUGACGGAAGCGAUUCUGCAAAGCCGCUUGCCUCUGCUGCUGACGAAUGUACAAAGGAUGAAACGCUAGUGCCUGAGAAACGAAAAAGUAAGGGAAAGGUGGUUGAGGAAGAGGACAAAGAAAAAAGAGGAGAUGAAAGGAAAGAUGGUGAUGAGAAGCAGGAAGGAGAGAGGAAGGGCAGACUGGCUACAUAUCGGCAGCCGUUGUCUGCGGACUCUGAGAUGGAUCGCCUGGCUGAACUGAAUGCCGAUUUACCUGAGGGCGAGUUGCCUGCAAUGUCUGCUUCCUCUGACAAUGUAAAUCUGAUCUUUGGAGAUGUGGCUUCUCUGAAGAGCUUUGAUUCUCUGACUGGUUGUGGGGACAUAAUUGCUGACCAGGAUGAUGUCAGCGUUGCAGAAAGUUCGGUGUCCGGCGAGAGGGGAAGUCGCAAUGCUGGCAAACGCAGCUCCUGCCUCAUUACUUAUCAAGGUGGUGGAGAGGAGAUGGCAACUCCAGAUGAGGUGGACAGUGAGUACUUGCAUAGUCUUUGGGAGUCAGAUGUUGGCAAUGAGGUCUGCUACCUCCCAUCAGAGCAGACCGACAGUUUAUCAAUCACUCCUGAUCAGCCAAUUGGCUCCUUUCAUACUGCCACUACCAGCAGCAGUGGCAACACCAGCACUAGCCCUUUGGGAGGCACAGAAACUGCCCUUACACCUACUGAUCUUUUAACCCCGCAGAGUGACCGACAGGAAUCGGUACCAAACAGUGACGAGGGUUACUAUGAUUCCACUACACCGGGAGCUGACGAAGAGACUAGGGAACGUCCUCAGCAAGAAAGACUUCCCCGUGACAGCUACAGUGGUGAUGCCCUUUAUGAACUUUUCGAGCCUGAUGACCGAUUGCUCAGUCCACCUCUUCCCUCGAAAGACAGUCAUGGGUUUCUGGGAGCUCCCUUGCAGGGCAAAGGAAAAGGAGACCUGCUGUAUGCCCUGACAUCUGCUGCCUUGGAAACCGGUGCCAUGGAGACAGAGGAGGAGCGUCUCAGUAAGAUCCAGCAUGCCUUGCUGUGCUGUGAGCUGCAGAAUCUGAGAAGCCCGUCCAAAGAUCAGCUUCUGUACUGCAGUGAUUGUUUCUACAGUGACACAGCCCCACUUGAGGGUAACUGCAAAAACUCAGCUGAGGAAGGUCUCCAAAAGCAUGGAACCCGACCACUGCAGGGAUCCCAAGUCAUAAAGGAAGUUUUGUCCCAUGGUGGGCCUCAGCUUCAGCACAAACCCUUAUAUGGACCUGUGGCUGAUUCAAGGUUCAGCCCGCAGGUCUCAAAGGCACCCAUUAUUCUGCAAGAUGCAGUCCUGUAUUCUAAGCAAGAACGGUGUGAACCUUCAGAUGGGAGCGCCUUACCGCCACCCAGAGGCUGCAGCCAGUCCCAAGAAGAGCUGAUGGUCUGUUUCUCGCAAGCGUUGGUGGACUUCACCAAAAACACCCGACUGUACCGCAACUCCACAGAAAGUCUGGAUGGCUCAGAGUCCAGCUCCCCAUUUGGCCCAAGCCUGAGUGCUCUUCCUGCCAUUGUUACUUUUGAUGUGGUCGACAUGGAGAACGAGGGAGAAUGUGAACAGCAGACAGAACUUGCAGAAGAAGAAGAGGAAUUAUCUUCCCCAUAUGAGCCGUUUGAGGAUGACGGCUGCUACCUGCAGCAAGACGCCUUCGCUGAGUGUGAUCAGAGAACUUUCGAUGCCUAUGAGCAAAGCUUGUUGGUCAGCAAUGCUUGGGGGAUCACAAGCCUUCCGCGCCACCUUAGCCUGGGCCGGCCAGGCCCUCCUGUUCCCGCCCCGCUAGCACUUAACCGACGUAGCCGUUCUCUGGAUACAGACAGUCUAGACUUUCAGACCAGCGAGCUUUACGCAACGGUAGCUUCACAUAGUCCUAAGAUGGCUCCUUCCCUCCAGCGCAGGAAAAAUAGUCCUGAAAUGGGGGACUGUUGCGACAUGGCAUUACCACGACUUUCAGAAAGGGGCCGCAUUGAUGGUUGGAGACAGGGACGUGGUUCUGAAUUUGACUCUCCCCGGAAGGCCACUCUCUCUCAACAGCAACAAAAGUUCUCACGUGGCAGUCCCUGGAUGGAAACGACGUCAAGCUGUGCCUCCACCUGUCAACAAACGGUUAGACCCUCACAUCUCCCCCUACAGGCUUCCUGCCGCAAUGGCAGCUCAUCACGUGUUGCCAGAGUAGGUGCUGAAGGGGACGUAAUGACUGGAGGAGGUGAUGCCAUGUACCCUUGCAGUUACCCACCAUCAGGAACGCAGUGGAAGAGUCGACCGGUUGGCAUCACCCAGGGUGUACCCCACCUACGUUCUGACCAACUAGAGAACCCAAGAGAGAUCACAGCCAAGAGUAGGAGGGCGGAAAUUGAGGGGGAGUUCUCCACGGCAACACCUAAACGCACCAUGUAAACAACAAUCAUCUUUCACAUGCAAAAACGAAAACAUUAGGUAGGUCUCAUCACCAAAGACACAGCUGGAUGUUUACUGACCAUCUUGAUUUGUAUACACUUACCCUCCUAUGUUCGCUGGUAUCUCCAGAUAAGCUAUUAUAUUUUAGUGAUGGUGUAGUUUUUUGGUUAUUUUCUUCUCCACCAGUGUUUUGUCUGUUUUCUCAAUAUAACUGCCGUUGUUUUUUAUGACUAGCCAUGUUAUUUUGCAUAUAUGUAGCAGUUGUGUCUUUGAACAUUGACCAGAAAUAGAGCUUUUUGUUCUGUGUUUUAAAGUCUGUUUGACUUCUCAGAUAUUAAGUAUCACUUUGAACAGAUUUUUUUAAUACAGCCUAUAUGCUAGCACGUUAGAACAGAGACACUGUGUUAGUGUAAGUUUCUGCCUCUACUGGAAUACCACGUAACGUGGUGGCGGUGUGGAGUAUCGGACCUUCUCUUUAAAUGGACGGUGAAUGUGAGAGGACGUUUGGAGUUCUGAGUUUUGCGUAUCUUCCCCCGAACACUUUUCAGAUAUGCUGUGUUAUGCUGUUUUCAUGUUUACAUUUUUUAAACUAUUUUCAAUAGUAUGUUUAUUUUGUUUUACCACAUUUCUGCACUACAUUAGUGAGGAAAUGCGCUUGCACACUCAAAGACAACUAGUCAUGCACCGAUCCGAUAUGCUGGAUCGUUAUCAGCAUCGAUAAUGACCUUUAAUGAAUCGGGUGUCGGCCAGACGAGACCGAUCUACUUUCAGAUACCUAAAACGAAAGCGUUUUGUUUCAAACCGUGAUAUAAUUCUCAAGUUUUAAUUUGUUAUUAAUUAAACUCGAAACUAGGGCUGAACAAUUUGGGGAAAAUAUCUAAUUGCGAUUUUUUUCCAACUUAUAUUGUGAUUAUUUUUUAUAAAUUGAGAUUCAGGCCUGAUUUCUUUUGUCCAAGAUAACUAGAAUAUCCUCCUUUUUGGUUGACGCUUGAAUGACCAAACUGCCAGUAAGUUCUGGUUGUGAUGUCACAAUACACAGAGGUUUGGUUGCCUCUGAUUGGUCCAACUUAUCUACAGGCGUUUCAUAAGCUGUGUGUUAUUAGGUUCAAUUUCCUGUCUUAUGACAACGUUUUACGUACACGCUUAAAAAAAGAUGGUUUUCCAAAGGUUCUUUAGUAAAGACAGUGGUUCUAUGUAGAACCAUGAACACCAAGAUCCAUUUGCAUGCUUAAAGGAUUGAUGGAGUACGUGUUGUAUAGGGUUCUAUAUAGCACCAAGAAGCUUCGAACAAGCCGGGAUGCCCCUGCGUUGGAACGAUGAGGUAGGCGCCGGACAACUCUGUCGUGACUGCUAUUCCCCCCGAUACGUUCAGGAACAUGGAGCGCCGCAUCGAAAUGUGUCUGGCAGAAAACAGAUCACUUCCAGCAUCGCAUGUAAUGCAAUCGGUUACACAUUAGUCAAGGUAUGUAGCGGAUUUUUUGGUUCAGAUUGCUUCAUCAGUUACAACAGAAUAUUCGGGGCCUCUUUCGAGUGAAUCUCCCUGUAGUUAAGAUGUCUACAGUGAUGUUUUUGUAGCUCUAAAAUGUAUAAGAUGAAUAUGGUGGGGUGUGGAAACAAUGUGCCUCAUUUUAAAAAUUGUUAAAAAUCGUUUAUUUAAAAAAAAUUUAAAAUGUAAAAUUUAAAAUUGGAACAUCAUUAUUUAGAAAAAACUCUUCACUUGUGACCCCCCCAUUAUUUGAGGUAUACAGAUUUUACAUUAAAGAAAAAUAAAAAGAUCGGAUCGGUGCUCGGUAUCGGCCGAUAUUCCGAGUUCAGGUGUUGGGAGAGAAGAAGUCGGGUCGGUGCAUUCCUGAGAAACGCAACGUUCAGAAACACGAAACCGGUCAUAAACAAUUCAGAACGAUGGAACAUUUUGCUUGGUCACUCGAUUUUAUAAAGGUUUUACUGUUGACUGAUGAUAUGCGCUUAUUUAAAGUUGUCUAAUGGAGGUUUUGCCCAGCAGGAGGCGCAAUGGAACACUUGUAGCUCAGCCAGCAAGUCACACUCGUUUAUCAAAGAAUCUGCGGAUGGAAAAAAGGCCGUCGUCUUGCUAGUGAAUGUAUGAUAUCGUUGUAUACAGUGUCCAUAAACACUUAUCACUGACCCUUCACUCGGUUUUGACCUUCGGUGUCAAAAACUGUGUUGGGCGGCUUUAAAUAAAGCUUUAAAGCUUCUACAGUCUAAUAGCAGGAGAAACGAGCUAUGCUAGUCACGUCGGAGAACACUGAAUUAGCCACGUUUUACAGUUUUCAAAGGGGAAUUCCAACGAUUUUUUCAAAAUUUCUGCAUCGUUUUAGAUUAUGGUGGUGAUGGAAACCAGGGGUUGCCAUGACUACAACACAGAUAAAGACAUUUAUUUACUAUCAGAACUACCAGUGCACCUUCUUGAGUGUUUAUAUUGAAUGUUGAUGGUAAAAUAGUGGACAAUCUGUAAAAAUCCGUUUUCUUUGGGGACUAUUUUGUGUCUCAGCACUCUGCAUGUAUCCCUCCACCAUGAAUGGAUAAUUUAUGCUUUUAUAAGCCAAAAACUUUCUCAAAAACAGUGUACAUCAGGCAGUGAAUUCAUAACCAUUUCAUGUAGUAACUUUCUGUGAGGGAGCUUUUAGAGGUGGACGUCUGGUUCCUAUCAGCACCACUGUGAACAAUUCUGACUCGGUAAGUUUCACUAGAACGGAGCGUUUCACACCAAACCACUCUGAACGACUCUGUUCAGUUAAUUUUGCAAAAAAGAACACUUUUUUUGGACGGUCCACGGUAGAUGCUGUGUAGGUACUCAGUAUAUUGCUAACUUUACAGAAGGAAAAAACAUAUUUACUUUUAAUGUAAGUCAAUGGAACCAGAUUUUUUUUUCCAAGUCGUUUUGGGCCGUUUGUUUUCGCCCAUUCACCAUGA